Felis catus (domestic cat) is the source of this 2112-nucleotide messenger RNA. RefSeq lists its product as uncharacterized. NCBI's taxonomy places the organism in Eukaryota, Metazoa, Chordata, Mammalia, Carnivora, Felidae. Bases 713 to 1390 code for a protein of 225 amino acids. The transcript is spliced from 2 exons. The record is from RefSeq and is a predicted model, not a curated record.
GCGAGAUCAUGAUCUGAGGCGAAGUCGGACACUCAACCGACUGAGCCACCCAGGCGCCCCCCUACGGACAGUUUUUAAAGCCAAAGGGAUAAACAGAAGUUUCAGAGACUCAAUGAGUAGUGAAGGUCAGGAAGAUGAGGAGGGCUCGGGCAAAGGAUGCUGGCGAGGGUGACCCCUGAGACAACAGCCUGAGACCAGACGGAGAGCUACUGCUGCGCUCAACAAGAGCCAUUGCAGAGGAAGGUAGAGGGACAGAGCCCGAUGAGAGUAGGUUCAUGGGAGUGUGUGAGAAGAAGACGUGUCAGUGAGCUCGAUGGCUCGUCCUGAAGACUUUCUGUCGAACGGAUAGAGAAAUGAGGCCGGAGCAGGAGGACAAAAUGUUGUCUCUGAGGAGAGACCUACCCCCAUAUGUCGGUGGGAUGACCGGGUGACCCAAGAGACAGGCAACAGCUGAUAAUGCAGAAGAGGGGAGAAUUGCUGGAAAAAGCUUAAAAUUUGCAAAGCUCGUGCGGAGGUGGCAGGAAACUGAGGCACGGGGGCGGGGGUGUGGGUGGGAGUCCAGCUGCCUCACAGAAGGAAGGUAGAGAACACGGCUUAGUGGACUGGCCGGCAGGGACACGUGGACACCCUCGCGAGCGCUUCUCAGUGAAAUGAGUGGGUGAGAGCUGGCAGAACCCAGGAGACGAGUGGAGUGGGUGGAUGGAGUAGGGAAAUGAGAGACGGUCUCGGGGUGUCGUUAGGCGGUCAGGAAUUUAAAGAAAGGCCAGUCAGUGAGGCGGUGUUCUUUUUGUCUAGCUUCUCCCCGCUGCCUAGUAGAAAGGGCAGAGAGGGAGGUGUGAUGAGGCUGGGGUUUGUGGGUUUGCCGGCGCAAACGCACAAGCCACAAAGCCUGUUGCGGCUUAAACAGCAGAAACUUAUUGUCUCACGGUUGUGGAGCCUCACAUCAAGGUAUCCAUGGGGCCGAUUUCCUCGGAGUCCUCUCUCCCUGGCUUGUACACGGCUGCCCUCCUGCUGUGUCCUCACACGGUCUUCCCUCUGUGUGUCCCCGUAUCUCCAUUCCAAUUUCUUCUUCUUCCUAGGGCACCGGUUUUAUCAGAUUAGGGCCCACCUUAAUGACCUCAUUUUGACUGAAAUUACCUCUUUCAAGGCCCCGUCUCCAAAUCCAGUCACCUUCAGCAUUGAAAUGUGGGGCAAGGGGGACACCGAUCAGCCGAUCACCCCAGGUUCAAUUACCAGUGGUGACCGUGUUCCGAGGCAGAUGCUCCUUCUGAAAAAUCGUCAGAAGGUCAAUAACGGGCUGGCGCUAUUCACAUGCCUGCACCAUUCACCUCCCUGCAUCUCUGAUCUCGCAGGCAUCAACAUAAGAAGAAAGGUGAGUACAAUACAAUAACACAUUUUGAGAGAGAGAUCACAUUCACAUGCCUUUUAUUACAGUACAUUGUUAUAAUUGUUCUAUUUUAUCAUUAAUUAUUGUUGUUAAUCUCUUACUGUGCCUAAUUUACAAAUUGAACGUUUUCAUAGGUGUGUAUGUAUAGGCACAAACAUAGAAUAAAUAUAGGGUUCAGUGCCAACGGCAUCCCCUGGGGGUCUUGGAACGUACUCCGUGGUUAAGGGGGACCACUGUACUUAUUUGUUGGAUUCUUGCUAGAUGCCAGACAUUCAGCUAGGUUCUCUGUAUAUGUCACCUGAUUCAACUCUCAAAAUAAUUCAGUGAUACCCACGGAUAUUUUUAAGCCCAUUUUACAGAAGAGGAACUUGUCCUCCAGAGAAGCUUUGAUUACUUGCCCAAGGGGAAGGGCCCACUCAGGUCGCCCUGACCGGAAAGGCUGUGUUCUUACUACUCUACACAGGGAUUCCUCAAGGCCAGUCUAUUUCUGUCCCCUCAGCAAGCUAUCAUGGUGCCUGGCACAAGGUCCCUAAUACUGAUUGAAUGAAUGAAUGUCAAAAUACACCAUUUUUGGAGCCUCAGUGCAUUAUAACUAUGUGCAAAUAAGUCCACAAUAACAACAUUACCAUGUGUCAAGUGCCCAGCCUGUCUUAGGUAUGUCUGUUAUCUCAGGUAAUCCCUACUUUUUUAAAAAAAGUUUUUCUGGGGGCACCUGGGUGGCUCAG